Molecule: messenger RNA, 1119 nt
Organism: Hermetia illucens (black soldier fly)
Lineage: Eukaryota; Metazoa; Arthropoda; Insecta; Diptera; Stratiomyidae
Product: phospholipase A1 VesT1.02-like
Exons: 2
Coding region: 79-1092 (337 amino acids)
Biological process (GO): lipid metabolic process
Molecular function (GO): lipase activity
Source: RefSeq, a predicted model, not a curated record
CUUCCUUCGUAAAGCUGAGCUAUAACCGCAUUCAAUCUAAUUCUGCCAUAAAGGAUCAGGAUAUUCGCGGAGUCAAAAAUGUUGAUAAAAUUUACAUUCUUUUUCGGAUUUCUGCUCUACUUUUGUGAUUUUCUGGUUAGCGAGUGUGAUAUGCAGUGUGACACGGCGAUGACACCUAUCCAUUCUUGUGAUGUUACGCCAUCUGAGUACUUCGCGACUGGAGACGGUGAUUUCAAUGUGUAUUUUUAUUUGUUCACCAAAGCGAAUCCCACAGAUCCAGAGACGCUAGUUGAUGGUGAUAUCAAUUCUGUUCGUAAUUCUAAUUUUGAUUCAAAUAAUCCAACAAGAAUUAUCUGCCACGGCUGGACGGACAACAAUGAAUCCCAACUAUAUAUAGUGCUACGUGAUAAAUAUUUAUCCCGAGGGAAUUUCAACAUCAUCACAAUUGACUGGGGUGAGGCAGCAGAUGACCCUGACUACAUUAUAGCCGCAACUAAAGCAAAAUACGCUGGCAGAAAAGUAGCAUCUAUGGUCAAAUUUCUAGAAAGGAAUGCAUCUUUGGACCCAAAUAACACGUAUUUAAUCGGAGCCAGCUUAGGAGCCCAGGUUGCCGGUUUUGCUGGGAAAGACAUACAACCCAGGAGGAUACAUACAAUCUUUGCCUUAGAUGCAGCAGCGUCUCUCUUUGCAUACCGUAAUCCUCGAUAUCGCUUAGCUCGAGGAGAUGCCCAUUAUGUCGAAAGUAUCCAUACAAGUGGACUUCUUUUGGGUAUUGAACAUCCAGUUGGAGAUGCAUCCUUUUAUCCUCACUAUGGGAGAAUGCAACCUGGAUGCAACGAUUCAACAACGUUUUGUGAUCACAGCCGUGCGGUAUAUUAUUUUGCUGAGUCACUUGAAUUGCCAAAUAAGUUUUACGCGAUACAAUGUUCAACAUAUGAUCAAAUUAUUGAAAAGAAAUGUAAAUGGACUGGUAGGGUGGCGUAUAUGGGAGGUGAUCCCUCUAAUUAUGGACGAAAUAUAAGAGGAGUAUAUUUUCUACCUGUUAACGAAAAAUAUCCGUAUGCUGUUGGAAAAUUUUCACCUGCAAAUUGAGUAAUUUAGGUACAUCCUAACGGCGCU